AUGAUCGCAGCCCAGGCCAAGCUGGUGUACCAUCUGAAUAAAUACUACAAUGAAAAAUGCCAAGCCAGGAAAGCUGCCAUUGCGAAAACUAUCCGGGAAGUCUGCAAAGUAGUUUCCGACGUGCUUAAAGAAGUGGAAGUGCAGGAGCCCCGGUUCAUCAGCUCCCUCAACGAGAUGGACAAUCGCUACGAGGGCCUCGAGGUCAUCUCCCCCACCGAAUUCGAGGUGGUGCUUUACCUGAACCAAAUGGGGGUGUUCAACUUUGUGGACGACGGCUCGCUGCCCGGCUGUGCCGUGCUGAAGCUGAGCGACGGGCGCAAGAGGAGCAUGUCCCUCUGGGUGGAAUUCAUUACCGCCUCCGGCUACCUCUCGGCGCGCAAAAUCCGGUCCAGGUUUCAGACGCUGGUGGCUCAAGCCGUAGACAAAUGUAGCUACAGGGAUGUGGUAAAGAUGGUGGCGGACACCAGCGAAGUGAAACUGCGAAUCCGAGAUAGGUACGUGGUGCAGAUCACCCCGGCUUUUAAAUGUACGGGGAUCUGGCCGAGGAGUGCUGCCCACUGGCCUCUCCCCCACAUCCCCUGGCCGGGACCCAACCGGGUGGCAGAGGUCAAGGCAGAAGGGUUCAAUCUCUUGUCCAAGGAGUGCCACUCCCUGGCCGGCAAACAGAGCUCGGCCGAGAGCGACGCCUGGGUGCUGCAGUUCGCCGAAGCAGAGAACAGACUGCAGAUGGGGGGCUGCCGGAAGAAAUGCCUCUCCAUCCUCAAAACCUUACGGGAUCGCCACCUAGAACUGCCAGGCCAGCCCCUGAACAAUUACCACAUGAAGACUCUGGUUUCCUACGAGUGUGAAAAGCACCCCCGGGAGUCGGACUGGGACGAGUCUUGCCUGGGUGAUCGGCUUAACGGGAUUUUGCUGCAACUUAUCUCCUGCCUGCAGUGCCGGCGGUGUCCUCACUACUUCCUACCGAACCUAGAUCUGUUUCAAGGCAAACCUCACUCGGCUCUGGAGAAUGCUGCCAAACAAACGUGGCGACUGGCAAGAGAGAUCCUGACCAACCCGAAAAGUUUGGAAAAACUUUAG
Nyctereutes procyonoides (raccoon dog) is the source of this 1080-nucleotide messenger RNA. RefSeq names its product mab-21 like 1 (gene MAB21L1). The coding region runs from base 1 to 1080 and encodes 359 amino acids. The record is from RefSeq and is a predicted model, not a curated record. Lineage: Eukaryota; Metazoa; Chordata; Mammalia; Carnivora; Canidae. The transcript has a single exon.